This is a messenger RNA of Plasmodium vinckei vinckei, 3987 nucleotides long. Its product is annotated as amino acid transporter, putative. The transcript has a single exon. The coding region runs from base 1 to 3987 and encodes 1328 amino acids. Gene Ontology annotation, cellular component: membrane. The record is from RefSeq and is a predicted model, not a curated record. Lineage: Eukaryota; Apicomplexa; Aconoidasida; Haemosporida; Plasmodiidae. Gene Ontology annotation, biological process: sodium ion transmembrane transport.
AUGCAUAAAAAAAUAUCCCAAAAAGAGAAUGAAAAUGGUACAAAUGAAUUUUCCCAUGAAAAAAAAAAGAAAAAGAAAAAAAUAAAUAAAUGGAAUUCACCAUAUAUAAAAGGGCCCAAUGAUUUAAAAAGCUAUUUAUAUAGCAUGUGCAUAAACUUUUCAUAUAGUGAUAUUUAUCAAGAAUAUAUAAGUAGAUUAAGUUUGAAUUCUUAUAAUAAUUGUGAUUAUGAUCAAAUAAGAAGAAGUAGUUAUAUAUCUAAAAAUGAUUUUUUAAAAUAUUAUAAUUUUCUAUUAUAUGACAAUAAUUUUGAAUUAGAAGAAGAAAAUAAUGUAGAUGAAUUUUCUUUUGUUUUUAAAAAACCAAAUGAUUCGAGUGAUAUUGAAGAAGUAGCAACAUAUUUGAUAGGAAAAUCUGAUGAAGAUUUAAAAGAGGAUAAAGAGAUAUAUAAAGAAAGGGCUUACAAUAAAAUUAAAAAAUUAAUAUUAAAUAAAUAUAGAAAUAAAAAUAUUUUAUUAACAAGGAGUACAGAUGAUAAUAGUGAUAUAACAGACAGAUCAAAAAAAAAAAAAAUACCAACUGAGCAAACAGGUAAAAAACAAAAGAACAUUACAAAUGAUUAUAAUUCAAAAAGUUAUACUUUGGGAAAAUUAAAUACGCAUAAUAGAUUUUAUAAUAGUUAUGAACUGAUCAAAAAUGAAGAAAAUAAUGAGAAAAAAUACAUUCCUAAGAUAAUUAAAAAAUCCUUUUUUUUACUUCGUGACUUUUUUGUUGAUAAAAAUGAAAUUUCUUUUAUGUCUAAUUUAAAUAUUUAUUUUUUAAAUUAUGAAAAUGUUUCAAAAAAUGAAAUAAAGAACGUGCACAAUAAUCACUAUUUUUAUAUGCUAAAUAUUUUGUCUGAGUCACAAAAUGACCCCUCUGUUGAAAUGUAUUACAAUUUUUAUAACAACUUGAUGAGAGAUAAAAAUAGAAAUGAUCAUAAUGAAGGCUCCUUAAAAAUGGAAGACGAAGAAAUGACAAGGGAAGUGAGACUAGACCGAAUAAAAUAUGAUGAAAAUAUUUACGGAGCAACUAAACCAGAGAAAUUAAUGAAGUACAAUACUAUAUCAUCAAAGCAUACGCAGAUAAAUACCAGGAAUGCAAGCAAACCUUCAAUUGAGGAGGAUUAUUCCAUAAUGCCGUAUGAAGAAAAAGAUGAAAUAAAUAUGCAAAACGAAAAGAAUGGUGAAAAUGAGCCCAAUUGGGGAAAGACAAAAUAUAAAGAUUACAAACGGAGAAGCAUGAAAAGGUUAUGCUCUGAAGAAAUAGAAAUAUAUUUUAAAAAAGUAAUAAAAAAUGAAUUAAUAAAUUUUAAUCAAAAAAGAAUUGAUAAUAAAGAUAAAUGGAAUACAUUAUUUUCAUUUAUGUUUUCAUGUAUUGGUGCUUCAUUAAGUACCCAUUGUUAUUUAGAUUUAUCUGAGAUAAAAACAAAUUUUGAUUUUUUUCUACUUAUUUCACUUAUUAUAAUUUGUUAUAUACUUAUUGGAUUACCAUUAUUACAAAUUGAAUUUUCACUUGGACAAAUAUCACAAUCAUCUGUAGUAAAUGCUUUUAGUUUUUUAAAAAAAAAAUAUACAGGUAUUGGAAUAAUUACUUUAUUAAUAACCCUUAAUGUAUUAUCAAAAAAUAUAUAUAGAAGUGUAGAUACCGUUGUAGUAAUUACAAAUUCAUUAAAAAAACCUUUACCUUGGCAAAUGAAUCAUUGUGAAAAAAUACAAUCAGAACAUAUGUGCAUCCAAAAUGAAAGAUGUAGAUGGGUAGCAAUAUCUUCAAAGUUGGGUGUUCAAAAAAAAGUUUAUAAAGGGAUAAUAAAUUUAAAUGCUCAAAAUAAAAUAAAGAAACAAUAUUAUAUAUUUCCAUAUUUAUAUGCACAGAAUAAUAUUCCACUUUUAAAUGGGCAACAAAUGGAAUGUAAAUCAAUAGGAAUAUUAGAAGGUAUACAUUUUUUUUCUAAAGAUAUAUGCUUUUGUUGGAAGACAAUAUAUUUAUUAUCAAUUAUGUUAGUAUUAUAUAUUUUAUUGAGAAUAGAAGAAAUGAUAUGUAAUAAAUUUUUACAAUAUUCUUUUUUAUUUUUUAUAACAAACUGUAUUUUUCAAAUGAUACAAAUGUAUAGCAAAAUAUAUUUACAUCAAAACGAUGGGAAUAAUAUACAAAAUAAGAUUAACCCUGAUAAUAGUAAUAAGAGUAUAUUUUGGGGAGAAGAAAAUUUACUUUAUAUAAAUAUAAAUUUUAUUGGUAAAAUAAUAAAUAUUGUAUUAAUUUCUAUUAAUUGUUCUACAGGAAUAAAUUAUAUGUUUUCAUCCUAUACAAACAUAGGAGAUAAUAUCUUAUUAUUUUCCCCAUAUAUUAUAUUAGGGUCUUUUGUUGGUGUAAUAAUACAUUUUGGAUAUUAUUAUUUAUGUAUAUCUGUUAUAUUAAAAUAUGGAAAUAUAUAUGAUAGUAUAGAAUUAGACAACUUACUUAUGAGCUUAAAAAUGCUACCAAUUAAUUAUAAGUCUUUUGAAGAUUUAUUUAAAAAAGACAAAAAAGUUAUAAAAAAUAAAAUAAUAUAUUUUACAGCUUUAUCAAAAAUGAAUUUACCAAAUAUUAUGACCUUUACAUAUUUUUUAUCAUCUCUAUUAUUAUUACUUAUAUCUUGUUCUAUACAUUUAAAAGGGAUUGUAUUAAUUUUAAAAGAGAGUAAAAAAUUUAUAAAUUAUAAAAAAAAAAUUAUUAGUAUAUUUAUAAUUAUCUUAUAUUUUUUUAUUGUCUUAUUUAUUAUUUUAUUUCCAAUUUGUCAUAAUAUUAAUAUAUUAAUAGACAGCGUUAUAUCCAAUUAUAUUUAUUUUUUUAUUAUUUUUUUGCAACUAAUAUGUGUAACAUGGAUGUAUAAUUUUGAUAGUAUAAAAAGUUUGAUAAAGAUAAAUAUGUUAGAAUAUGUUUGUCUUUUUUUUUUAUUUUGUUCUAUAUCUUUGUUUGUUCCUAUUAUUAUAUAUUUAUAUAGGAAUAUAAAUAAGACAGCUGAUGUUAAGUUUUUUUUUUUUUCGCUUUUGUUUUUCUCCUUUUUAAUUAUAUCAUUUUUAUUGCUUAACAUUUUUAUUGUUAUGUACAGAAAUACGGGAAAUAUAAAAUUCAAGAAAAGACUAUAUUUUUUAUAUUUAUUUAAUAUUGACAUAUUUAGGAAAAAGUUAAAUAAUAUAUUAUAUGGAAAAAAACGUACUUAUAAUUUGGGGGGAAAGAAGACAAUAUGUUUACACCCUCCUUUUCAAAAACUUAAUAUUACAUGGUGUUUAAUAGUUAAAUAUUUAAUCCCAUUUUUUUUAAUUUAUAUUUUUUCAUCAAAUUCGAUAUGCAAUAUUCAUAAUAUUUUUAUUUCUAGCAAAUAUCAUGAAAAAAGUAAAAUGCAACCAUUUUCAAAACAUGGAAAAAAACAUUCAAACCAUUUGCGAAUUAACAAUUUAAAAAACGGAGAAAAUAUCAAUUUAAAUGAUUUUAUAAAUAAGGAAGAUGAGUAUGCUAAGAAAAACUUAAUGGAUAAGACAAAUAAAAAAUAUAAAUACAACUUUGGAAUGCUUAUACAAUAUAUAGUAUCAAUAAUAUUGAUAAUAAUUAUAUGCUUAUUUUCAGUAGCCCCUUUUAUAAAUCCUAAAAAUUUGUCUACAUUUGUUUUUCCCUUAACACACAUAUGGAAUAUUAAUAAUAUUCAAACUAAAAAAAAAAAUCCUAUAAAUUAUUUAUAUACAAGAUAUAUAUAUUUUUUUGAAGAAAUUUUACCUUGUGAAAAAAUUAUGCCAUUUUAUGUUUGGAAUCAUAUAAAAAAACAUAUUAAAAAUGAUAGUUUUAUAACAUCAUUAAAACGAGAAAAUGAAAAUAAUCCUAAUAUUAAUGAUAAAAGUUUUACUAACAUGAAUAAAGAUGAUUAUGAAAAAUAUAUAUUCGAUUUAAUCGGAACUACCUUCAAGCCAUUAUAA